Molecule: messenger RNA, 306 nt
Organism: Dipodomys spectabilis (banner-tailed kangaroo rat)
Lineage: Eukaryota; Metazoa; Chordata; Mammalia; Rodentia; Heteromyidae
Product: epididymal secretory glutathione peroxidase-like
Exons: 3
Coding region: 1-306 (101 amino acids)
Biological process (GO): response to oxidative stress
Molecular function (GO): glutathione peroxidase activity
Source: RefSeq, a predicted model, not a curated record
AUGACGGCAAAGUUAAGAGCCUCCUACCUUUUCCUCCUUCUUCUACCUGGCUUCUCUGGCUUGACAAAUUCCAAGCCAGAGAAGAUGAAGAUGGAUUGCUACAAAGAUGUGAAAGGCACCAUUUAUGACUACGAGGCCUUCAGUAUUAAUGGGAAUGAACGUAUUCAGUUCAAGCAGUAUGCUGGCAAGCAUGUCCUCUUUGUCAACGUGGCUACUUUUUGUACUCUAACAGCUCAAUAUCCUGGUAUAUCCGGCCAGGGGGAGGAUAUGUACCUAAUUUCCAGCUUUUCGAAAAAGGGGAUGUGA